Molecule: messenger RNA, 13147 nt
Organism: Coregonus sp. 'balchen'
Lineage: Eukaryota; Metazoa; Chordata; Actinopteri; Salmoniformes; Salmonidae
Source: the annotation of a GenBank genome assembly
UUGAGACUGAAACUCAUGAUGACUGCAUCAUCGCUGCUGGCUGCCCUCAUGGUGGUGACCUGCGCUGCUCUUCUGCCACUCUCUGCUGCUCAAGGUAAGAAUCCAUUGUCUGGUACAGGGGCCACAUUAUAUGCUGAAUAUAUGUGACACUGUCAAUGUCAACAGUUCUGUAAGUCGCUAUAGACCUUUUUAAUGGUAGCACUAAAUGUACAGUAAGUGUUGUUUUUGAGCUCAUCCCCUAUUGCUGUGUCCCCAACCUGCAGCCAGUUGCAGUGGUAGAUGUGGUGACCCGUUCGCUCGUGGUCAGCCCUGCCAGUGUGACGCCAGCUGCCUCGCUCACGACGAGUGCUGCAAGGACUUUGAAGCUCUCUGCACUUUCGGUAAGACUGAUGCUAUUACUAUGAUAUUACUAUGCCAUAAUUCAAUUCUCAAAUAUUUAAAUGUAUUAGGAUGUUAUUCAUUAAAAAUUAGAGUCUGCAUAUAUGCAUGAAUGUAAACAUGUGUUGAUGUAUCUGAAACUCAAACUAUGUGACAGGCAAAGUCAGCCAUCAAUGGUGCAGUAGACAGGACCAAAGUGGGUGUGUUGGUGAAUAUCAGGGUCUAUUUCUUCUCUCUUGCAGGUGAGUCGUGCAGUGGUAGGUGUGGUGAAUCGUUCAGACGAGGCAGGCUUUGUGAGUGUGACCCAGGCUGUGUCCGCUACGACACCUGUUGCCAUGACUACCAGCACCACUGUGGUAUGAACAACAACAAUCUUUAUUAAAAGACUAAUUACAUAAUUUCAACACUUUAUCAUGAUAUCUGAGUUAGUUCAACUUAACCAGUACAAUACAAUCAGUAAUCAAUUGAAUUAAUCUGUCCCACAGAGAACAGGUCUAAAGAACAAUGCCUAUGUAGUAAAUUAUUAGGAGUGAGUUGAAUAGAGUGAUGGGUCGAAUUUAAUGGCCCAUGUACUAAUCAUUUACUAAUUGUUUUUUAAAAAUGCAUGCACAAAUAUCACAAUAUCAAACUUUCUUCUGUUUUAGAUGCCUCUACAACUCCACCACCAACCCAGAGGAUCAAGCAGGAUGCCAAGAAAAAGCCAACAGGUUCAGUUACUGUCUUUGUCUUUGUAGCAAAGUAACUGCAUGGAUCAACAGAGCUAGUGUACCCUGAUUAUAGGCCAAACAGUCUCUGAAUGCUAGGUUAGAGUGGGCCAUUUUAAACAGUAGAAACGUUAGCUUAUUGCAAUGAAUUUUCUUUAGCACUUCCCAAGAACAAAUCUUCCAGCGAGACAGAAUCGAAGAAUCUCAAAUCUCCCAAGAAACCUUCAAACAGCGAGAGUGAGGAAGGCGGCCAAGGUACGUGUGUACCUGCCAGGUUGUGCGUUUUAGGUGGGGCCCUGAGUUUUUACUGACCAUAUGACUGCCAGGAAAACUCAGGGCCCUAGUUAUGGCUUUCCAAUGGCUGUGUGAUAACCAAUGGCAUAGAAAGGCUUCAGAAUCCUACAAUAGACUGAGGGAACAAUAGUGUAAAUCGUCAAAUAAUUUAAACAAGGCAAUGCUUGUGGACUGGAAGAGCAGCUAGGUUCCAUUGGGUUACAUGGGUUGAUCAGUGACUGCAUGUGAGAAUCUAACCCAUAAUAGGCCUCUUUAGGCUAUUGCUGUAUGGAGGUCAGAUGAGAAAAAAGCGAUAACUGCAGUGUUACUUGCAACAGUUUCCAGGGGCUGAGCCUGUGCCUCUCUCUGCCCUCUGGGUCUCAGACCACAACAGUUGUUCGAUGUAUUGUGUUUUUUGUUGUGUUUUCAGACCAGAGCCAGACCAUAUACCCUUCUCCAUCCGACCUCUUCCCUGAGAAUCAGGACUAUGGUAAGUUUAGGCUAUUGGUGGUGCGCUUGUCAAUCAUUGACACUAUCAGAACACAGCAGCUGAGAAGUGAAGAGAUUGAGGACUUUGUCAACAGACAAGGAGCUUGUGCUGAGCAACACAAUUGAUUAAGAAUUACAGCUACCAACAUGCUAGAGUCAGUCAUUGUUUUAUAUUUGUCUAUGAUAGGUUUACCCCGGUAACCUGUUUAUGUGUUUCACACAGAUACCAACAGCCCUUACCCUGGAUCCAUAAGCCCUAAGAGCCAGAGUGACUAUUCUCUUUUCUCUGGGGUACCCAGCUUCCCCUUUGAGCCCUGACUUCUACCCUCUGACUGACAGCUUCAAUGGUCCCACCUCCACAGCCCCAGCCACUGUCAUGGAUGGUGAGAGCUCAUACAGUUGUGAGACAUACCAUAUGGCAAAGUGUUUGAUGAAAGUAUUGUCUGAGAAAGUGACAGAAAAGGCUGAUUAUUAUUUAUGUUUUGAAGUAGUCAAGCGACAAGGGCAAAGUUCUUAAUGCAUAUCAGUAGGCUUAGGAGAAAUCCAAUGUUUUCUCUGAGUGCUGAUGCAUUGUGUAGUAUUUUGUAUGCCAGCUUGUGUUUGUUUGUUUGUAUGUACAUGUUCUAACAUCCUUCAUCUUGCCCCCUUAUCUCCUGUGAAGCUCUGAGUGAUGCAGCCACCAGUCUCUUGGAGGGCAUCUCCACCCUCCUCCCUACACCCAUGGCUGCCACUCCCUCUGCCCUGCCUUCCCUCACUGGUCAGCUCCCUGGUUCUGCUAACUUCCCAGCCACUGGCUUGCCCAUGCCCAGCCAGGGUGGCCCCUCGGUGGGUAACGCUGGCCCCAGGGCCCUGUUGUCUGGAGCUCCCCUGCUCCCUACUCUGGCAGAUAUCGCCAAGGCCUUGGAGCUCAAGAACCCCAUCACUCUGGCAGACAUAGCCAAGGCCUUGGGCCUCAACACUCCCAAUGACCCAAUCACUUUGGCAAACAUAGCCAAGGCCUUGGGGUUGAACAACCCCAAUGAUCCUAAACCUUUCCAAAACCCCAAGAACUCCAUCCUUCUGGCAGACAUAGCCAAAGCCAUGGGGCUUAACUCCCCCAAUGAUCCAAUCACAUUGGCAAACAUAGCCAAGGCCUUGGGGCUCAGGAACCCCAACGACCCUAAACCCAGCCAAAACUCCAGCUCUCUGGCAGACAUAGCAAAGGCCUUGGGGCUCAACUCCCCCAAUGACUUCGUCACAUUGGCAAACAUAGCCAAGGCCUUGGGGUUCAACAACUCCAAUGAUCCUAAACCUCCCCAAAACCCCAACAACCCCAUCACUCUGGCAGACAUAGCCAAGGCCUUGGGGCUCAAUAGCCCCAAUGACCCCAUCACUUCGGCAAACAUAGCCAAGGCCUUGGGAUUCAACGACCCCAAUGCUCCUAAACCCCCCCAAUACCCCAGCUCUCUGGCAGACAUAGCCAAGGAAUUAGGCUACAACAACAUCAAAGACCCCAUUACUUUGGCAAACAUAGCCAAGGCCUUAGGGCUAAAAAAAGACAACAACCCCAUCAAUCUGGCAGACAUAACCAAGGCCUUAGGGCUCAAAACCCCCAAAGACCCCAUUACUUUGGCAAACAUAGCCAAGGCCUUGGGGCUCAAAGACCCCAGCACUCUGGCAGACAUAGCCAAGGCCUUAGGGUUCAACAAACCCAACGACCCUAAACCCCCCCAAAACCCCAGCUAUCUGGAAGACAUAGCUAAGGACUUAGGGCUCAACAGCCCCAAUGACCCAAUCACUUUGGCAAACAUAGCCCGGGCCUUGGGGCUGAACAACCCCAACAAACCCAUCACUCUGGCAGACAUAGCAAAGGCCUUGGGGCUCAAUGACUCCAGCACAUUGGCAGACAUAGCCAAGGCCUUCGGUGUCAAGAAUAUCAACAAACCCAUCACUCUGGAAGACAUAGCCAGGGUCUUGGGAUUCAAAAACCCCAAAGACCCAAACACCCUGGCAGACGUAGCCACGGCCUUGGGGCUCAAUGACCCCAACAAACCUAUCACUCUGGCAGACAUAGCCACGGCUUUGGGACUCAAUGACCCCAGCACUCUGGCAGACAUAGCCAAGGCCUUGGGGGUCAACAACCCCAACGACCCUAAAAGAUCCAACAACCCCAACACUCUGGAAGACAUAACCAAGGCCUUGGGGCUCAACGAUCCCAACAAACCCAUCACUCUGGUAGACAUAGCCAAGGCCUUGGGGGUCAACAACCCCAACGACCCUAAACCCCCCCAAAACCCCAACGAACUCAUCACUCUGGCAGACAUAGCCAAGGCCUUUGGGCUCAAAAACCCCAACAAUCUCUUUACUCUGGCUGACAUAACCAAGGCCUUAGGGCUCAAAACCCCCAAAGACCCCAUCACUUUGGCAAACAUAGCCAAGGCCUUGGGGCUCAAAGACCCCAGCACUCUGGCAGACAUAGCCAAGGCCUUAGGGUUCAACAAACCCAACGACCCUAACCCCCCCCAAAACCCUAGCUAUCUGGAAGACAUAGCUAAGGCCUUAGGGCUCAACAGCCCCAAUGACCCAAUCACUUUGGCAAACAUAGCCAAGGCCUUGGGGCUGAACGACCCCAACAAACCAAUCACUCUGGCAGACAUAGCCAAGGCCUUGGGGCUCAAUGACUCCAGCACUUUGGCAGACAUAGCCAAGCCCUUGGGGGUCAAGAACCCCAACAAACCCAUCACUCUGGCAGAUAUAGUCAAGGUCUUGGGAUUCAAAAACCCCAGCAACCCUAAAACCCCUCAAAACCCCAAAACUCUGGCAGAUGUAGCCACGGCCUUGGGGCUCAACGACCCCUACACACCCAUCACUCUGGCAGACAUAGCAACGGCUUUGGGACUCAGUGACCCCAGCAUUCUGGCAGACAUAGCCAAGGCCUUGGGGGUCAACAACCCCAAUGACCCUAAAAGACCUAGCAACCCCAACACUCUGGAAGACAUAGCCAAGGCCUUGGGGCUCAACGACCCCAACAAACCCAUCACUCUAGCAGACAUAGCCAAGGCCUUGGGGGUCAACAACCCCAACAACCCUAAACCCCCCCAAAACCCCAACAAACCCAUCACUCUGGCAGACAUAGCCAAGGCCUUAGGGCUCAAAACCCCCAACAACCCCUUCACUUUGGCAGACAUAACCAAGGCCUUAGGGCUCAAAACCCCCAAAGACCCCAUCACUUUGGCAAACAUAGCCAAGGCCUUGGGGCUCAAAGACCCCAGCACUCUGGCAGACAUAGCCAAUGCCUUAGGGUUCAACAACCCCAAUGACCCUAACCCCCCCCAAAACCCCAGCUAUCUGGAAGACAUAGCUAAGGACUUAGGGCUCAACAGCCCCAAUGACCCAAUCACUUUGGCAAACAUAGCCAGGGCCUUGGGGCUGAACGACCCCAACAAACCAAUUACUCUGGCAGACAUAGCCAAGGCCUUGGGGCUCAAUGACUCCAGCACUUUGGCAGACAUAGCCAAGCCCUUGGGGGUCAAGAACCUCAACAAACCCAUCACUCUGGCAGACAUAGCCAAGGUCUUGGGAUUCAAAAACCCCAACGACCCUAAAACCCACCAAAACCCCAAUACUCUGGCAGAUGUAGCCACAGCCUUGGGGCUCAACGACCCCUACACACCCAUCACUCUGGCAGACAUAGCAACGGCUUUGGGACUCAUUGACCCCAGCACUCUGGAAGACAUAGCCAAGGCCUUGGGGGUCAACAACCCCAAUGACCCUAAAAGACCCAACAACCCCAACACUCUGGAAGACAUAGCCAAGGCCUUGGGGCUCAACGACCCCAACAAACCCAUCACUCUGGCAGACAUAGCCAAGGCGUUGGGACUCAAAGACCCCAGCAAUACGGCAGAAAUAGCCAAGACCUUGGGCUACAACAACCCUAACACAGGUCUACCAGGUAGGGACCUCAGAUUGGAUACUAUUUAUUUUGAUUUAUUAUGAUUUCACCUUUAUUUAACCAGGUAAGCCAGUUGAGAACAAGUUCUCAUUUACAACUGCGACCUGGCCAAGAUAAAGCAAAGCAGUGCGAUAAAAACAACAACACAGAGUUACAUAUGGGAUAAAACAAAACAUAAAGUCAAAAAAUACAACAGAAAAUAUAUAUACAGUGUGUGCAAAUGUAGUAAGUUAUGGAGGUAAGGCAAUAAAUAGGCUAUAGUGCAAAAUAAUUACAAUUAGUAUUAACACUGGAAUGAUAGAUGUGCAAGAGAUUAUGUGCAAAUAGAGAUACUGGGGUGCAAAAUAGCAAAAUAAAUAACAAUAUAGGGAUGAGGUAGUUGGGUGGGCUAAUUUCAGAUGGGCUGUGUACAGGUGCAGUGAUCGGUAAGGUGCUCUGACAACUGAUGCUUAAAGUUAGUGAGGGAGAUAAGAGUCUCCAGCUAUGUAGUGUUUCUACAUCAGUAACCUUUAGGAUGUCUACUGCAUCAAUUGAGUAUUGAUUUAAUGUACAUGUCAUCAGUGUCAAGUAGAUAUUUAGCUAUUAUACAGUCAGUUAUACUUAUUAUAUUAUACAGUAAAGGACAACAUGAAACAUUAUUCACAAUUUUAAUGGCUUCUCCCCACAUGGACGUGUCUUCUUUCCUCUAGAUGUCGACAGUAACCCAGACCUCUGCAGUGACCUGCCCAUCAACGGAUUGACCACUCUGGCCAAUGGAAGCAUUCUCAUCUUCAAGGGUAUGUGUGUGUGGAGCAUAGUGGCCUAGCUCUUGGCUAGCUCUAUCAUUUCUCACUCAUUACUUACUGAUCAAAUAUUUAUGAUCAGUAAGUAUAUUUAUUAAUAAUUGUCAGCUACUUUCCUUUCAUGAAAUAGCAUAACAAUGUGUAUCCUAAAAUCCUAAAGGAAAUAGUUACUUGAUGCAUCAUCUCCUAAUGAUUGUGGUUCUGUUGCCCCCAACCAGGUCAUUUCUUCUGGACGAUAGACCCCAUCACCAAGGCCCAUGGCCCAGUCCGCAACAUCACAGAGGAGUUGGGCAUCCCCUCCCCCAUCGACAGUGCCUUCACCCGCACCAACUGCCAGGGCAAGAGCUACAUCAUCAAGGUACUGUAGAACUGCCGGGGAAAAACGUAGAACCUGGGAGAAGCUCAGUGGGUUGGGGCAGUGGAGAUGCCUAGGUGGAACCUAAUGACCUAAACACUUUCGAUGGGAUUGGGAUAUUGUCACACAGAUCCUUUUUGCAUAGCCAAUAUAAUGUUCCCAUCUCUUGUCCAUCUCAGGGUGAUGACUACUGGAGGAUGGACAAUGGCAAGAUGGAGUCUGGUUACCCCAAAUCUGUUGCCUCUGGUUUUGAUGGUCUGACUGGCACCAUCACUGCAGCCCUGCCUGUGCCUGCUACCAGGAGGAGGCCCGAGUCUGUCUACUUCUUCAAGAAAGGUAAAGGAGAGCUUGAGGAUUACCACUACCUAACCUACUCCCAUUGCUUUACAUGAUGAGUUACACCAAUGAGCUCGCUCUACUCAAUCCACAUUGGCUAUUUCUUUCACCCACAGGAGGCACCAUGCAGAAAUACUCGUACCAUGCUGGAAGUGGUCCUGUCUGUGGCAAGAAAUCCAAGUCCAGUGCAAAGAAACGCCAUGCUCGCCAAACAGAGAUGAGUCUGGGAGGAGAGAUCAACAUCAAGCUGGCUCUGAAAGGCUUUCCCUCCUCAGUGACCUCAGCUGUGUCUGUCCCCAGCCCCAAGAAGGCCGACGGAUACGACUACUUCCUCUUCGCUGGACGUAAGUCUAUGACAAUGUUCAUGAUGUACUGUAUAUCUAAUAACCCAAAAUAUCUAUUACAUCAGCAAAAUACUGUUUAUGGGUCUUUCUAUAAACUAGGGUACCAGUGAGGAUUUCCUACACUGGACAACUUGGGGGAUCAUAGCUAUAUUCAAUAAAAUUCACGAGUUGAUUUAAAACUGUUUAACCCUUAUCCUGGUUGGUGUCUUGACGGAUAUGUCCAAAAUCAUAUGACAAAACAUUACUUUUCUGUCCUUGCAUUUAUGGCAGUGUAAGUUGUCGUUAUAUCAUAUAUUAUCCAUUAAUCAGUUAAAUUAGACAUAGAACUUGAACCCUGUAAGCGGUCGGACAGUUUGAAUCCUGGAUCUAGCGGUCAGACAGUUUUUUGUAUAGAGAUCUCAGAAAUGCAGUGUAACUACUUAACAUUUCGUGUCUCCUUAAGUUACCGGGUCAAAACAGUUUAUGGGCACACAAAUCCAAAACAAUGUAUGAAUUGCAAAAUUGAAAACUUUUAAACAAAAGGGUCACCUUACCUUGAUACUUAAAACCUAAAUCGAUAAGGUCAUUAACGUGGUUCUUCAAUAAUUAUGCAUAAUACUUGUUGGAUGCGCAUUUGGUGUCCAGUUGAUUACUAGCAUGCUAAUAGAUACCCAUAGACUUCCAGUCAUUGGCUCGCGAAACUACCUCGAACGUCCUUCAUACGGGACACCGACAUAAAAAUGAUAUCCACGAGUUCAUCUGACUCUGGGGAAGUAGAUAAAGGGCCUCAUUGCCAAAAUCCUGAAGUAUCCCUUUAAAGGAUUAUCCUAGGCCUAUGUUGUUGUAUAGGUGGAGUUAUGGGCCAAUAUGUAUAUAUAUAUUCACUUAUAUUCCUCUAAAUACACAUGUGGAACUGCAUGAAAGUCAUAUUUAUUUUUUCAAACCAUUUUGAAAUGUUGAUCCCAAUGUCACACAUUGGACCCAUUAUUUAUAGAAAGACCCUUAUACAGAAAAUACUGGUUCAAAACGCAUAAGUAAUGAUCCAGUAUAAUAAUUAAGUAUUACUGGUAUAUUCUAUCAUAUGCUGUAUUUGUCAGAUGCAUAAACAUUGCCUUGACAUGGAAUUCUUAAAUAUCCUGUGCAACUGCAGCUGUUCUGUUUAAAAAGGUAAACCUACAGUUAAGUCAAUAUGUUAACACAAACACUAUUCCCUUUUUAGCUCUGUACUUCAACAUCAAGAUAUCUGGUGAUCUGCCUGCUCUGGCCAAACCAGACAAUGCUGAUCCCCACCAGAACUCCAUCAAGAAGUGGCUCAAGUGUGACUAGAGCACUCCCUAUGGAGGGACCAACAACGCACAAAGCACACCUACGGCAAAACAUUUUUUUCUUCAGUUUAUUAGCAAAACAAAAGCAACAGAACAAUUACUCUCUUGAAACAAAUAUAAAACUAAAAUUAACGCUUUUAAGGCACAUGGUAUCUGCUGAUAUAAAAUUGGGAAGAAAAAAAGCGAACCAUUGCUCUCUCUCACGAUCACAAAUGAAUUAGACUAAGACACUAUGAUUGAGACUUGGGAGUAAGGGAAUGGAGCAGUGCAUGAUGACAUCAUUAGCUGGAUAGGUUUCCUCUACCGAAAGGGCUUCUUCCUGCUCGAGGGAAGCCCAUACCUUGAAUGGAGGGGGUGAGAAGAGACAGGUUCCAUCUUAGGCAUUAGACAUCAUCCAAAAUUGCCACUUCAUGAAGUUUAUAACUCUCUAUUGCGUUUGUUUAGCUUGGCUCACUAUAGCUUCUUUGAAUGUUGUUUUGAUGUACAUUGAAAUAGCCACCUCUCUAAACUCAAACAUCAGCUAAAACAUUUGACAAGACCCCACGUUAAGACCACACCAGGGGGGUUUAAAUAUCUCUUGCAUGACAGCAACCCUGCUCCAACGAUACUUGUAUCACAUGUAAUCCAACAUGCCGAAUAAAAGUAUACAAUUUAUGUCCGUUGUGUUGCUUACUUUAUCUGGCUUAUCAAACUAAUAAAAAUGCUUCUCAUCUACUUUGUUGUGCCGUGUGUUUCUACCACAGUAGGUUGGUGGCACCUUCAUUGGGGACGACGGGCUUGUGGUAAUGGCUGGAGCGGAAUCAAUGGAAUGGUAUCCAAUACUUCAAACACAUGAUUUCCAUGCAUUUAAUGCCAUUCCAUUUGCUCCAGCCAUUAUUAUGAGCCGUCCUCCCUUCGGCAGCCUCCACUGGUUAAAAGUGGUCUUAAAAAGUCAGUAGAUGAAAGCUGACCUCUGUGGAUGAGCAUCCUGCCUCUGUUGGCUGUCCUAUAUAUAUGUAUAUAUAUAUAUAUAUAUAUAUACACAUACACACACAGUGGGGAAAAAAAGUAUUUAGUCAGCCACCAAUUGUGCAAGUUCUCCCACUUAAAAAGAUGAGAGGCCUGUAAUUUUCAUCAUAGGUACAUGUCAACUAUGACAGACAAAUUGAGAAAAAAAAAUCCUGAAAAUCACAUUGUAGGAUUUUUAAUGAAUGUAUUUGCAAAUUAUGGUGGAAAAUAAGUAUGUGGUCAAUAACAAAAGUUUCUCAAUACUUUGUUAUAUACCCUUUGUUGGCAAUGACACAGGUCAAACGUUUUCUGUAAGUCUUCACGAGGUUUUCACACACUGUUGCUGGUAUUUUGGCCCAUUCCUCCAUGGAGAUCUCCUCUAGAGCAGUGAUGUUUUGGGGCUGUUGCUGGGCAACACGGACUUUCAACUUCCUCCAAAGAUUUUCUAUGGGGUUGAGAUCUGGAGACUGGCUAGGCCACUCCAGGACCUUGAAAUGCCACUCCUUCGUUGCCCGGGCGGUGUGUUUGGGAUCAUUGUCAUGCUGAAAGACCCAGCCACGUUUCAUCUUCAAUGCCCUUGCUGAUGGAAGGAGGUUUUCACGCAAAAUCUCACGAUACAUGGCCCCAUUCAUUCUUUCCUUUACACAGAUCAGUCGUCCUGGUCCCUUUGCAGAAAAACAGCCCCAAAGCAUGAGGUUUCCACCCCCAUGCUUCACAGUAGGUAUGGUGUUCUUUGGAUGCAACUCAGCAUUCUUUGUCCUCCAAACACGACGAGUUGAGUUUUUACCAAAAAGUUAUAUUUAUAAGAAGUUACAGGUCUGUGAGAGCCAGAAAUCUUGCUUGUUUGUAGGUGACCAAAUACUUAUUUUCCUCCAUAAUUUGCAAAUAAAUUCAUAAAAAAUCCUACAAUGUGAUUUUCUGGAAAUAAAAUUCUCAAUUUGUCUGUCAUAGUUGACGUGUACCUAUGAUGAAAAUUACAGGCCUCUCUCAUAUUUUUAAGUGGGAGAACUUUCACAAUUGGUGGCUGACUAAAUACUUUUUUUCCCCACUGUAUGAUCAAAAGCUUUCUAUGAUAUGUUAUACACAAAAUAUAUAUGUGGAAACCCCUUAAAAUUAGUGGAUUCAGCUAUUUCAGCCACACCCAGUGCUGAAAGGUAUAUCAAAUCGAGCACACAGCCAUGCAAUCUUCAUAGACAAACAUUUGCAGUAGAAUGGCCUUACUGAAGAGCUCAGAGACUUUCAACGUGGCACAGUCAUAGGUUCCCACCUUUCCAACAAGUCAGUUAGCGAAAUUUUUGCCCUGCUAGAGCUGCCCCAGUCAACUGUAAGUGCUGUUAUUGUGACGUGGAAAUGUCUCGGAGCAACAACGGCUCAGCCACGAAGUAGUAGGCCACACAAGCUCACAGAACGGGAUCGCCGAGUGCUGAAGCGCGUAAAAAUCGUCUGUCCUUGGUUGCAACACUCACUACCGAGUUCCAAACUGCCUCUGAAAGCAACGUCAGCACAAUAACUGUUUGUCAGGAGCUUCAUGAAAUGGGUGUCCAUUGCCGAGCAGCCGCACACAAGCCUAAGAUCACCAUGCACAAUACCAAACAUCAGCUGGAGUGGUAUAAAGCUCGCCAACAUUGGACUGUGGAAACGCGUUCUCUGGAGUGAUGAAUCACACUUCACCAUCUGGCAGUCCGACGGACGAAUCUGGGUUUGGCGGAUGCCAGGAGAACGCUACCUGCCCCAAUACAUAAUGCAUAGUGCCAACUCUAAAGUUUGGUGGAGGGGGAAUAAAGGGCUGUUUUUCAUGGUUUGGGCUAGGCCCCUUAGUUCCAAUGAAGGGAAAUCUUAACGCUACAGCAUACAAUGACAUUCUAGACAAUUCUGUGCUUCCAAAUUUGUGGCAACAGUUUGGGGAAGGCCCUUUCCGGUUUCAUUUUUACAUUUAAGUCAUUUAGCAGACACUCUUAUCCAGAGCGACUUACACAUUUGUGCAUUCAACUUAGGAUAGCCAGUGGGACAACCACAUCUUGAUCACAGUAAGUACACUUCUUCAAACAAGCAGCUGUGAGCAAAGUCAGUGCAACAGGGACAACUACAUCUCGAUCACAAUAAGUACAUUUCUUUAAACAAGUCAGUGAUAGCAGGUGAAAUAAGUCAAGUGUUAAUUUAGACAAAAGACAGUGGUAGUAAAGGGGGGGGGGGUAGAAGGAUUACUAUUAUACUAUUCCAGGUAUUCCUUAAAAGAGGUAGGGUUUCAAGUGUCUCCGGAAGGUGGUCAGUGACUCCGCUGUCCUGGCGUCGUGGGGGAGCUUGGGGUGCCAGAGCUUGGGUUCCACCAUUGGGGUGCCAGAGCAGCGAAUAGCUUUGACUGGGCUGAGCGGGAACUGUGUUUCCGUAGAGGUAGGGGGGCUAGCAGGCCAGAGGUGGAUGAACGUAGUGGCCUCGUUUGGGUGUAGGGUCUGAUCAGAGCCUGAAGUUAAGGAGGUGCCGUUCCCCUCACAGCUCCGUAGGCAAGCACCAUGGUUUUGUAGUAGAUGUGAGCUUCAACUGGAAGCCAGUGGAGUGUGCGGAGGAGCGGGGUGACGUGAGAGAAUAAUAAUAAUAAUAAUAAUAAUAAUAAUAAUAAUAAUAAAUAAUAAGAGAACUUGGGAAGGUUGAACACCAGGCGGGCUGCAGCGUUCUGGAUAAGUUGCAGGGGUUGCAAUGCCCCUGUGCACAAAGCGAGAUCCAUACAGAAAUGGUUUGUCGAGAACGGUGUGGAAGAACUUGACUGGCCUGCACAGAGCCCUGACCUCAACCCCAUCGAACACCUUUGGGUUUAAUUGGCACGCCGACUGCGAGCCAGGCCUAAUUGCCCAACAUCAGUGCCCGAUCUCACUAAUGCUCGUGACUGAAUGGAAGCAAGUGGAAAGCCUUCCCAGAAGAGUAGAGGCUGUUAUAGCAGCAAAGGGGGGACCAACUCCAUAUUAAUGCCCAUGAUUUUGGAAUGAGAUGUUCGACGAGCAGGUGUCCACAUACUUUUGACAAUGUAGUGUAUUUUCAUGGAAUGGAAGGGCAUGAGGAUUAACCUGUAACAUUUAUCUCCCAGAGUGAAAUCUAAGUGAUUGAGUGAAAUCUACGUGAACUGUGUCACUUUGUAGGCCAUUACUUCUCUUAUCUGAGGCCCGCAGGUUGGCGUUCUCCAGCUCCUCCUCCAUCUUCUUGAUCUUCUCCUUCAGCUCAGCCUCCUGUUUGCCCUUUGACCCCUCCAUGUCCGCCAGCUUCUUCUCUAUG